This is a messenger RNA of Dreissena polymorpha, 744 nucleotides long. RefSeq lists its product as uncharacterized. NCBI's taxonomy places the organism in Eukaryota, Metazoa, Mollusca, Bivalvia, Myida, Dreissenidae. The coding region runs from base 1 to 744 and encodes 247 amino acids. The transcript has 2 exons. The record is from RefSeq and is a predicted model, not a curated record.
AUGAACUCCAAGUACUCCAAGCUGUCUGUUGUUGUGGGCUUUCGCACCAAUAGACGACACGGAAGAAGAGGACAAGGAUACGGCAGGACCCAGAACAAUAUCGACCACAUCAUCAUCAACGGUCGGUGGAGGCAUUCUCUGCAGGACGUGCGUGUGAUGCGACAUGCAGACAUCGGCAGCGACCAUAGUCUUCUGGUGGCCAAGGUGACUUUCAAGCUAAGGAAAGCCAAGACGGGAGACAUCAAGAACCAACACUACGAUGUGGUCAAGUUGAAAGACCCAAAAGUGAAAGAAGAGUUUAGGCUAACCCUCAGGAAUAGAUUUAGUAUUUUGGAAGAUGAGGCAGCACUGACCACCGAAGGCUUCAACAGAGUAAUGAAAGAGACAGGAGAGGAAAUUCUAGGCUUCAGAAAGAGCAAGAAGACAAAAUGGAUCUCAGCAAAAACGUGGUCUCGUAUAGAAGAAAGAAGACAGAUAAAAAAGAAACUGUUGGACACCAAAUCCUUAAGAAUUUCAAAGGAGUAUAGUGAGAAAGACAAUGUGGUGAAGACAUUAGCCAGAAGAGACAAGAGGAGGUACAUAGAGAGGCUGGCAGAGGAGGCGGAGACGGCAGCCGAGCACAAUGACAUGAAGACAGUGUACCAGAACGCCAUGAAUCUGAAGGGCGACUACGGCAAAAACCAUGACCUUCCAGUGAGGGCUGAAGACGGAACUCAUGUCACUGUGGAAGAGGGGAAGCUGUAG